Molecule: messenger RNA, 1917 nt
Organism: Exophiala spinifera
Lineage: Eukaryota; Fungi; Ascomycota; Eurotiomycetes; Chaetothyriales; Herpotrichiellaceae
Exons: 1
Coding region: 1-1917 (638 amino acids)
Biological process (GO): protein modification by small protein removal
Molecular function (GO): peptidase activity
Source: RefSeq, a predicted model, not a curated record
AUGGCCCUGACGGGAGUACAAAUAGAUGCCAUCUACCACACAGCAAUUGUUGUCAACAACGUGGAAUACUUCUUUGGCCAGGGUAUUCAUAGAAAAGUCCCCGGGUCCACGCACCAUGGACGUCCGAUGAAGAUCAUCCCAUUAGGUCAGACAGACCUGCCACUCGACGUGAUCGAGGAGUACAUCGAAUCCCUUGAAGACAUCUACACGCCAGAAUCGUACGAUUUGUUCGUUCACAACUGCAACAACUUCAGUCAAGAUUUAGCCAUGUUCCUCGUCGGCAAGAAUAUCCCCGACGAGAUUCGAAGUCUCCCAGAGACAUUCCUCAGAACGCCUAUCGGCCAGAUGCUCCGUGGCCAGAUCGACCAGUCUAUGCGCACAAUGACCCAAGCACCCGACGCAGUGGCGGGGAGAAAUGUUGCAAAGACACCAGCGACGUCGAAGCCCACGCCAAAGCCUACGAAUGGUGCUCCAAUAUCUUCUACACCUGCAACUAAUGGGGUGGUUCCCAAAGUCCACACGCCGGCCAUAAUCAACGCACAACAAGUACGAGAUGAACCCGGCCACGUCCAUUAUGUUUCCUCCAUCUCCGAACUCGAUACGCUCCUCUCAUCGGCUCGUCAUUCGUGCGCCGUGAUAUUUUUUACAUCUGCAACAUGCCCUCCUUGCAAGAUAGUCUAUCCGACCUAUGACGAACUAGCCGCUGAAGCCGGGACGCGAAGUGGCGCCAAACUCAUCAAAAUCGACAUAUCAGCCUCCCACUCUGCCCAUGCCAUUGCCCAACGCUACUCUGUCCGAGCGACACCGACGUUCAUUACCUUCCUCAGAGGUCAGAAACAAGAUGAAUGGGCAGGUGCCAAUCCGGCACAGUUACGCGGCAAUGUUCGUCUCCUGCUUGAGAUGGCACGGCCUAAACAACAUCAGCACGCGACGUUGAGAUUGCCGUCUCUUCAACGGCUCAUCGAAAAGCCGAUACUGUACUCGCGCACACCACCACUCGAUAAACUUCUUGCCAAAAUCGGACCGACUUUCUCCUCGCACCAGUCCGUCCAAGACCUUGUCUCGUACAUCCGCACAAGAGACGACAAGGGUAUGACAGAAGCACCGCUGCCAAAUCUCCACUCAUUCAGCGACUACCUCACUUCGUCAUAUGCGUCGCUUCCUACCGAGACACAUUUUGCCAUUAUCGACCUCGUUCGUUGUGCGGCUGUCGACUCACGCGUCUCGAGCUUUCUCGCCACCGAGCAUGGCCACACGUUGCUCAGAACGUUGUUGUCUCACGGCGAUGAUUUCUCCAAUGCACCAUAUAAUAUCCAAUCCACGAGUUUACAGCUCGCGUGUAAUUUGUUCAGUUCGAAUGUUUUCCAAGAACAACUAUUUCGCAGCCAUGAACCCACCCACCCGAACGCAAACGGCAACGGUGAGGGGACGAAAGUCCAACUAAAGGAAACGAUCGAAUCACUCGCGUCACAGUGUCUGCUCUCCCCACACCUCAAUGCCCGAUCCAUGGCCGCGGCGCUGGUUUACAAUCUCUCUUCGUACGUGCAUAAUGCACGCAUGCAGCCACGUGAGGAAGGAAGUUCCGAGGACGGCGCCGAUGAAGAGACCACGGCCGCACCGAGCGACGACCUCUCUGCGGCGUUGUUGGAGAGUAUAAUUUCGUUUGGGGAUGUUGCUGCGAGUACGAGUACGAGUACGAGUGUGGGCAAUAUCAAAGAAACGUUACACGCCCUCCUCCUUGCGCUGGGUAUGCUUCUCUACGCUGCCCCACCAGAGAACAUGCUCUGGGACCUGUGCCAGGCCAUGGACCUCCGCGAGACACUGAAGGGUUUGAAGAGCAGCUCCAAGUUGGGCGUCAGAGAUGAGCCAUUGCUGAAAGAAGUUGGGGAUGAGGUUUUAGGGAAAGGUGGGUUCUGA